ACAUUCAGGUGAUACAGCACAUACUAAGCUACUGAAUGUUUCGAGUUGUCCACAAACGCAUCUUCUGUCAAUCGGACUUUUUUCUUUCCCUUCAUCAACACACGGUACGCUGUUUUUAAUGUGUUUGUGGAUUUUGUUCGAUGUUCGCAUUGUCAGCAGAUUUUGUUGAGGGUUUGCAUUCAUCCAUGAGCUGUUUUGUCACUUGCUUCCUGAUGCUGGUAUAGAUACUCCAAACCUGUUUGACUAUUUCUCCACUAUGAGUGUAUGAUGCCUAAGAGUUGCUGCCAUGGCCUGCAGCAGCGGCAGUCAGAGCAAUGCAGAACCUUUGGAGGGGUUUCAUGAGGUGAACCUGGCUUCACCCACCACACCUGAUCUUCAGAACCAAGCUGAGCAGCGUCCUCCUGUUCGGCACAGCACUCCUCCAGCCUCUCUUUAUCGCACCCACUCGCUUGGAGCGCCUCCUUCUGGUCUCCCCACCUCCCUGCGAGCAGAUCAGCUCCCCACACAGCCCGUUUACUCAUUACCAAGACACAGCCACAAUGGAAGUGUUCCAGGCCUGGAGGUGGACUCUGCAGAUGGGGAAGAUGGCGAGGAGUGUAGUGCUUUGAGUGACAGCCUCGCUCGGCUACACAGCCCCUCUGUAAUGGAAGUCAGAGAGAAAGGUUAUGAGAGGUUAAAGGAGGAACUUGCCAAGGCCCAAAGGGAGCUGCUGUUGAAGGAUGAGGAGUGUGAGAGGUUGUCUAAAGUCAGGGACCAGCUUGGCCAGGAGCUGGAGGAGCUCACCGCCAGCCUCUUCCAGGAGGCCCACAAGAUGGUUAGAGAAGCAAACGUUAAACAGGCCAAUGCCGAGAAACAAUUGAAAGAAGCUUUGGGCAAGAUUGACGUCCUCCAGGCUGAGGUGCAGGCACUGAAGACCCUGGUCCUCUCCUCUCCAACCUCCCCAGUGGGUGAACUCCCCUCCAGUGGGGGGAAGACACCUUUCAGGAAGGGGCACAGCAGGAACAAGAGCACUUCCUCUGCCAUUCUAGGCACACAACCGGACCCAUCGGCAACACAGCCGAUAGUCCGAGAGUGUCGAGAGGUGGACAGUCACUUGUUCAAUGAAUUCAAACUAUGGAAGGAAGAGCCAACGCUGGACCGAAACUGCAACUUUUUGGAGAGAAUUUAUCGUGAGGACAUCUACCCAUGUCUCACUUUCAACAAAAGUGAGUUGGGUGCAGCCAUCCUGGAAGCUGUGGAGCAGAACACUCUCAGUGUGGAGCCAGUGGGUUUCCAGCCCUUACCUGUGGUCAAGGCUUCAGCAGUGGAGUGUGGUGGACCAAAAAAAUGCGCCUUGAGUGGUCAGACCAAAACCUGUAAGCACAGAAUCAAAUUUGGAGAUUCAUCCAACUACUACUAUGUAUCUCCCUACUGUAGAUACCGAAUCACAGCGGUGUGCAACUUCUUCACUUAUGUGCGAUAUAUUCACCAAGGGCUGGUUAAGCAGCAGGAUUCUGAGCAGAUGUUUUGGGAGGUGAUGCAGCUCCGCAGAGAAAUGUCUCAAGCCAAGCUGGGAUACUUCAAAGAUGAACUGUGAACUGGCAAAGCACUACAAAGAGAAAGCUCUACAAUCACCAUGGACUCUUACCUGACGUCCUUCCUCUUUGCAAAAAAAAAAAAUUAAACUGGCCCUCUUCGUCUUGAUCUUAAGAAAGCCCCACAGUCUUGUACCUUUUAUUUAAAAUGAGUGAGUGAACCCAAAUUACCGGUAAUAAAAAAAAAAUAUUAAAAGGAGCUACUAAGUAAAGAAUUAAACAUCAAUAUCAAAAGUACUUUAAAUUACACUAACGUUUCUGCAGUAACACACAUAGGUCCACAGGGGAAAACUGCUUCUUAAAUGUAGUUUUUUUUUUGUUUUUUUUUUGAGUAAAUUGGAUUUUAAGUCCCCAUCUGAAUUCCACAAUGAACACUUCAAAUUAUUAGCUUUAAACACACAUUUUGCUUUAUUUAAUGUAAAUUAUUACUUUACAUUUUGAACCCAACAUUAAUUUUAAGGAGCUGAAUAGAAAUGCAUUAUUCAAAAUUGGUGGCAGGUGAGAAUGAAGUAUUAACCAUUUAUUUAUUUGUAAUUUAUGCUGGGGUAAAGGCAUGCAUUGAAUGCUAAUCUGAAGAAGUAUGAUGUUUAUAAAUGUGUGAAUGGUUUCCACAAAAACUGGUCUGGAAUAUAUAGAUUCCACUAUGUAUACCAAGUUUGUAUGACUGCUUUGUGUAAAUAAUCAUAGUAUUCCCCAUCUGUCUCCCUUUUAUUCAAUGUCAAACUUCCUGAUUUGGUUUAGUGCCUUUUCUCUCAGACACAGAAAUAAAAUAAAAACUGUUUAA
Periophthalmus magnuspinnatus is the source of this 2358-nucleotide messenger RNA. RefSeq names its product RAB3A interacting protein (rabin3) (gene rab3ip). Gene Ontology annotation, molecular function: guanyl-nucleotide exchange factor activity. The transcript has 13 exons. Gene Ontology annotation, biological process: exocytosis. The record is from RefSeq and is a predicted model, not a curated record. Lineage: Eukaryota; Metazoa; Chordata; Actinopteri; Gobiiformes; Gobiidae. The coding region runs from base 287 to 1576 and encodes 429 amino acids. Gene Ontology annotation, cellular component: Golgi to plasma membrane transport vesicle.